Molecule: messenger RNA, 1467 nt
Organism: Heteronotia binoei (common prickly gecko)
Lineage: Eukaryota; Metazoa; Chordata; Lepidosauria; Squamata; Gekkonidae
Exons: 7
Coding region: 107-856 (249 amino acids)
Source: RefSeq, a predicted model, not a curated record
CUCUAACACGGAAGCAUAUGCAGAACUGAAGGAACGGGAUAGAUGGGUACAAGACUCAAGAAAACAUAGGUGGUGGAUUAAAUCUCAUCCCCAGAAGAAUUCUAGAAUGCUGAUGUCCAGCUUCAUCUUGGCUCUCUUAGUUCACCUGUCCACCAGUUUUCUGACUGCGCAAGCUGCAGAACCUAGUUGUGUCCAUGUUGAUGACUUUGAGAACUGUCCUGGGGAUGCACACAGUUUCUGCCCAAGAGGGAUUGCUUGUGGUUGUAAAGAUCAAAUACCUUUUUGCAAGUGCCCGGCUUACCACAAUGGUUGGGAAGAUUAUUGGUACAUGGGUUCCAAAUGUGACCAACUUUGGAGUACUUUGGACUUGAUUUUAGUAGCCACUGUGCCUGGAGUAGCUUUGGUGUUAACAGCUGUUGUCAUCAUGCAGUGGGUUGGCUAUUGCAGACACAAGCCAGCGUACGGUACAGGAAAAAGCAGUGUUCAUGCAAGACAUACCAGAUCUGAAAUCCACUACAACCCAGCGAAUGUUCCUAACCUGGUUGAUAAUUCAAGAAACAUCUCUCAACAGAACGGCAGUAAGGAUGACAGAGCUGCACAGAGCGUGAGAUUCCCCAGGCUCUCAGUCCAAAGCUACGUUAACGAGCCUCCCCCAUUACCAGCAAGAUUUGGAGGCUUUAGCUACAUUCCUCAUCAACGAGCUGUUCCAGUUGAACGAGGCCAUCUUGCGGACCAGCAUGAUGCAUGGCAGAGUGAGAUUCCUGAUGUGGAUUAUAAAGAUGUAAACCCAUUUUCCACUAUGCCCAUGCAACAGUUUCCUAGAGCUCUCCCAUCAGCAUAUCCACAAUUUGACUAGCAGAACAACCAUCCACCAGGGACUUCUCUGAGCAGCGGAAAUAUAGUUAGGCCUUAUGUGAUUGGAUGCUCACCAAAUAAAGUACGACUCAAAGCUUUUAUAAGUACAGAAAAUCUAUAGAGUCUUAUUCUGGCCCAAACUGCUGUUUUGGGGUAUAAUACAUUCUCGAAAGUGAGAUCCUGCUAUCUUCACUUCACUUUCUAAAUGGCGCUCAGUUUAUCUGCCCAUCCAUUUCGUGCCAAAUGCCUUUUACAUCCAGAGGGUGCUCUUCUUAUGUUGUAAGCUUUGGGGGCAGGAAUGAAUGUACAGUAUCAUUAUUUCUACUAGCAAAUAAUGGUUAUGUAGACUAGAACUCUUUUUGUUUUUCUCUUUGACAUUAACCCUUCAGAUAUGAUAGUGACUUGGACUUCUCCCAAUCGUGGGAAACGGUCCUUCAGUAUGUUGUGAGAUUAGCUAUUUCUGUGACUUUUAUCGAACAAAAUUCAGCCCGGACAACGCCUGCACCUAAAAGAUAAUGUUUUGAGUCGAAUGGUAAUGUAAGUAAGAGACAGCGUGAAAGAAACUUCAAAAGAACAAUAUUAUGUCCUAAAUAUUAAAGGAAUUAAAACUGA